AUGGUUUCCCAAGAGAUCAAGUCAGAGAUUGAGAAGGUGUUGAACUCCAAGUGUGGCAUGAUGGUGCAGUGGAAAGGCAUUGAGAAGAUCUUGCUGGAUGCUGGCUUAGCAUAUGAGCAGGAGCUAGGGCCAGAGCACUUCCUGGUGCACCCACAAAACAGAGGGGGUACUGGUAUCAAUGCUUUCAAUUGCCAUAGUAAGGGUGCUGUGAUCUGCAGCACAGGUGCAGACUUGUCCCAACUUGCAGGGUCAGUUGCUUUUGAAACCAACCCCAAGACCAAGCAAAAGCAGGUCAGCUUCACAGCUUCUUUAGCCAAAGAAUCAGAUGGGCUUUUGGCCAACCCCACAGGCAUGGAAAGGUUUCUUACUGUCUCCAAGGGCCAUACUUCCCAGUUUUGCAAGGCUAUCAAGUUCAAUUGCAGGACACCCCAAGCAAGUUUGGCUGGUGGGGAUGGUUGUUUGGGAAACCAUUUGUUGGCAAGGGAUUCAGCUUUGGCUACCAUGGUAAACAAAGGGUGGAAGUGGACCAUCAUUUUGGCAUGUGUGGAAGAAACAUUUCCCCAGCUGCCCUCUUUGGUGGAGUCUGCUUGUAACUCCAGCAAUGCCACCUAUGAAGCACAAAAUGAAGUUCAGCUGAUGUCAGCAAUCAUUGCCCACAACAUCAGCCUCAAGCAGGGUGGCAAAAUCGAUUUUGUGAAGGUUGCCAUUGAUCUAUGUCAUGGAGGGCCUUUGAAAUCAUAUGCUGGUGGGCUGGAUGGGCCUCUUGUGGCCUUCUUGGUCCACAUGGGCAAGCAGUAUGGUGAGAAUGCCACCAUUGGGUCAGAGCUCAUGUGUGCACUUGUUGAUGUCACACUCAGCAAAUCCAAUCUUUUUGUGAUGACAAGAAAUGCAGUUCUACUCACAAACAUGUGCAUUGGCAAGUCCAUUGAUGGUAUUGCCAGAUUGGUGACCAAAACCGACUUUUAUGGCCUCAAAGCCAAGAAGUAUGAAGACACCCUCAAAAAUUGUGAGACCUUUUUGGAGUAUGCUUGGAACAAGGCUACACAAUCCCAGAUUGACAGGUCAAAGUCCUAUAAAAUUUUUGCACUGGCUGCCAUGAGGGCCAUCCUUUACCUCUUCAAAAAAGAAAAGCAUGGCAGAGAAGGGAAAGAAUACACAUUGGCAGAAAUUGAAACCAUGUUCAAUGAUGAUUUGACCAAGGGCUCCAUUUGCAGCAUGUCCACAUCUGAACCUUCAUCAAGCACAGAUGCUUCUCAGCCUGAUGAGCAGGCCAUUAGCAUUCAUGAGGGGAAGGAUUCGAUGUUUCUAGCCAAGAAGGCACUUGGGCUGGAGCCUGGGACCUUGUACACCCUGAAAGACUUUGGAAACAGGGUGUGGCAGUUGCAAAAUGUGACACCAACAUAUGUCACAUUAGUGUUCACACCCCUUUUGGAGCCAUCCAAGAAAAUGACAGUGAAGUACCAGGCCCAUGAAACCAUGUCCAAGAUGAGAGCCUACAAAGGCAAACCUGCCAAGCUGUUUGAGGAUGCAGAGGUGACCAGCCUUUUCCCAAACCAAGAGUCAGAAGUUUUGAAGUGUCAAGUGUUCCAAGCAUUACUUGAAGUUUACAACUCAGAAGACCUUGAUGUGCAAGAUAUCUAUGUUCAGAAGUGUCCAAGGGUUGCAGUGUAUGCCAAAAAGAACAUCAAGAUCAAAGGGGUGAAGCUCAUUCCAGUGCCUGAGAAAAUUUCCAACCUCGUUGUGCAGGAGCCCAAGGCCACAAAGUAUGGCAUUUGCAAGUUUCAGGGCACCACCAUGUACAUCACACCCCCCAAGCCCUUGAAGUUUCCCAAGCCUGAGGACACAAACCAGCAGGUCAGUGGAAUGUUUGCCCCCUAUUGGGCAUGCACUACCAAGGAUGGAGAUGGUGUCUUAGAGGAAAAGAUGCAAAGCUUCAAAUCCAGCCUAGGUGACAUUGAAAUUGGCAUCCUUACCAACACCCAAGCCAUUGAUGGCCAUCAAAGCUUGCACAUCUAUGAGGCCCCAAAGGAUGAGAAGCCCGAUGGACCUGUGCAAAAGAAAGCUCGAAAGUGA
Molecule: messenger RNA, 2073 nt
Organism: Cladocopium goreaui
Lineage: Eukaryota; Dinophyceae; Suessiales; Symbiodiniaceae
Source: the annotation of a GenBank genome assembly